AUGACAGAUACGUGGGUUAUCGUCGGCGCCUCUCGAGGUAUUGGCCUCGAGUUUGUCCGUCAAUUACUACAGAAUGGCCACCACGUCAUCGCAGGGGUCAGGAAUGUAUCGAAGGCUGAUCGGCUUCUCGAGUUGAAAUCGCAUUGCACAACGCCAGAGCGAUGCAUCAUUGAAGAGUGUGAUAUCACGAAUGAAGAAAGUAUUCAGAAAUUUGCCAACAGGGUUGGAGACGCUGCCAAGGAAGGGCUAAAAGUCAAGAAUAUUGUUCUCAAUGCAGGCAUACUCCAGUAUCCUAACCGUGCAACUGAGCUUUCUUUUCCCGAGUUUGCUCUCCAUUUGCACACCAAUACUAUCGGGCCUAUUAUAUGUGCCCAGAAACUCGUUAAUCUCGACCCAGAAUCGCCACCUUCCAAGAUUGUAUUCAUUUCCUCAGACUCUGGAUCAACUACUCUUUUCCGAGACGAUGAAGAUGGAUUUGGAGCGUACGGCGCGAGCAAGGCCGCACUUAAUCAAAUGCUUAGACAUAUGGCGGCCGAACUAACGCGAAGGGGUGGCAAGUGGAGCGAUACCUGCGUUCUAGCCAUGCAUCCUGGUGAGGUGCAAACGGACAUGGCCAAUAUUGAUCUUGGUUGGGAAGUGAAAGGCUCUAUCCAACCCGAUGAAAGCGUCACGGGAAUGCUCAAAGUCAUCGAGGAAAAGGAUGAAACUGGCAGUUUCUGGUGCUGGGAUGGAAGACGACACCCCUGGUGA
Molecule: messenger RNA, 750 nt
Organism: Penicillium subrubescens
Lineage: Eukaryota; Fungi; Ascomycota; Eurotiomycetes; Eurotiales; Aspergillaceae
Product: SDR family oxidoreductase
Exons: 5
Coding region: 1-750 (249 amino acids)
Molecular function (GO): oxidoreductase activity, acting on the CH-OH group of donors, NAD or NADP as acceptor
Source: RefSeq, a predicted model, not a curated record